Mesorhabditis belari is the source of this 2622-nucleotide messenger RNA. The record is from the annotation of a GenBank genome assembly. NCBI's taxonomy places the organism in Eukaryota, Metazoa, Nematoda, Chromadorea, Rhabditida, Rhabditidae.
AUGGAGAGCUACGAGAUUUUGCAAGCUUUCCAAAAAGCUUUUGGAAUCCAAUUAAGCCAACGAGAUGUCGAUGAAGUCAAUCAACCGUUCAACUCGUCGUAUGCCAUCAAAUCACUUGAAUCAAGAUAUGCGCAAGGAAUGAGUGGUCGCGCAACUGAUUUCGCCAAUGUCACCGCAACGCUGAGGCAUGAAGUGCCAACGAUGGCAAAUAAUUUACUGUUCUUUGUUUUGGAAGCGCGAAAGAGUUUGAUGAGACCGACGCAAAUGGGUAGGUCUGCAUCGCCAGUUAGUCUCCGACCGGGGGGCCCAGUCUUUACGCCAGAGAACUCAUCGACUGCCAGCUAUGCUCACUCAACGUUGAGCAGCUUUUCAAGUGUUUCGAAAUCGCCAUUCGAUCGAAAUGAUGCGGCUCGCGUGCCAACAAACUUAUAUUAUCGGCAAGAAACACCACCAGUUAGGCGUCGUAUUCCUAGACCUGGAGAUUUUCCAUCAACAGGAGCCACAUCAUUGACGGAAAUCCCGCCUUUUCAAUCGCCACAUCAAGGAACAAUGAAAGAAAACAUUCUCAGAAACAAUUGGCAGAACAACGUGGAACAUCCACUCAAGCCGCCAAUGUAUACAAGGCCACCAGCUAUCCAAAAUGGACAAUAUACACAGUCAGUGGUCAAUCCAUUUUUUCCGGAAGCUGGAUUUGAAUCUCCGUUGGCUACUAAUCUCAAACCUCUCUCAACACCAAAUCCCAUCAUUGCCACGGAGCGAAAGACAGUUCCUAUGCGCACACUUAUCACCGAAGUACUGCACGCAAUGAAAGGACUUAGUGGAAGUUACAUACGUUCUGAUGGCGAUCAACUGAGACUAAGUUCGGCGGCGGAGCUUACCUUGGAAAUGUGGGCAUGCACCAGUGACUUCAUUUUAAUGGGAAACCUUUGCGCUCAAUUACCACCUCAGCCACCAGAUGGAAGGGCGAAUGAUCUUUUCAAAAAGGCGUUUCACCAUAGCAUGUUUUUGGAAAGGAAUAAGUAUCUUUACGCCGUCGAUCAACUAACAGCGCAGGUUGCAUCAGUUUCCGACGACCAAGCUUUUUACUUCGUGAACGACUUUGCCAGCGACUGGGAACAAAAACUGCGCUGCCUCGUUGAUCUAUGGACCACCUGGAAAAGUCAUGAAACUGCUGGCUUUGAAAUCGUUGACACGCUAUUGGAGAAGAAUUCGAGAAGCACGAACGGCUCAACACUGCAAGUUUGUUUGGAAGCUCCUCUUCACCAACUAAUCGACAAAUAUCUGGAACUUCUGAACCAAUGGAUACUCAAUGGAAAACUACACGAAUAUUCCGGAAAAUGGCUGAUAAAAGCUUACAAAAGUCCCAAUGGAGAAUUGGAUGUUAUGGGCACGUAUCGCCUGGAUCGAAUACCGUCACGCUUUCGAUUUUACUCUGACCCACGAUUGGCACAAAAGAUUCUUGAAGUCGGUCGUUUGAUUGGGUGCCUCGGUGGCGCAGAAUGGGACGGUUGGGAUGAUAUGCAAAAGCUUAAAACCGAACAAAUUAUCGACUACAAUGACAAUCAGUUGGUCAAUAUUAUUCAAGAAAUCUACUCGCACGCCGGUAAUGAUGUAAAACGAACGUUGGUGAAACGGGAUCAUCUCUUCGAACAUCUCGAAAUUGUCUCCAACGUGUUUUUCUUGCUUAAUGAGCAAUUCUCUUAUCAGUUGUUCAAUGAGAUUAGAUUGGUCUCAAAUCAGUUUUCCAAAAUAAUUUCGGCCGCAGAAGCAGCUUCGGUGCUUGUAAAGGCUGCUACAGCCAAUGGAAUAAUAUCGCGAAGUCGACGUGGGAGAUCUCAAACGCACUUUGAAGUGAUUGCAGAAGUGGGAAGCACACCGCGAGACUCAAUUCGCCGAAAUUAUGUCAACACCUUUAACAUCAAGUAUAAAGCGGCUUCGGGUCUUGCUGCGUGUGUAUUAUCCCGAGAUGCACUACUUCGUUAUCAAAAUAUUUUUCAAACUAUGUGGAGUAUUCAGUUUGUUAGCCAAGGGGUAACGGAGGCUCAACGAUCACAUUUGGAAUUGACUCGUGAAAUCAAGACACAACGAAUUAGGACGCUAUAUCCAUUAAUCAACACUUUGGCUAAAAUUCUUGCUCAUGUUCAUAGUGCCGUGUACGCUCUCGCCUAUUACGCAAGUGAUGUGUGUGAAUAUGCCAAGAAUCGCUUGCGUGCGCGGUUGGACUCGGCAAUCGACUUAUCAGAAUGCAUCACUCAGCACGACAAGCACUUGAAGCUGAUCGAGGAGCGACUUUUUCUGGACACGAAACUCGGAUCUCCAGUUACCAACUGCCUGGGGCCUUUGAUUGACGAUGCGAUUGCCAUUUUUCAACAUUACACUCGGUUCAGUGCUGACUUGAAAGGACAUUUCGAGAAAUGGGCAACUUCGACAACUGACGACUCUUUUGUCCGAAUCGAGCAACAAUUCGACAUUGAAGAAGAUAUGCUGAGCUUUCAAAGAGAACAAAUGCGAGAAUCCACUCAUUUACAUGCUAAAUUUAAGGAUGCCCAGACAAAACUCUUCCAAUCGUUGAUUCCUUACGGUGAUAUGGCUCCAAUGUCAAAUCUACGAGAAUGUUUGAUU